AUGACAUAUUGUGGUAACGGAUUGGUCUCAAUUGAAGAAGAAUGCGAUGAUAUGAAUAAAGAAGAUGGAGAUGGUUGCUCAAAAGAAUGCAAAAUAGAAGUAAAUUAUGUUUGUAAGAAUUAUUAAUAUUCAUUUACAUAAUGUACUUAUGAAAAGUAUCCUAAAUUUAAGGCUUCAUUGAUAAAAUAAGAUUAUUAGAUAUAAUAUGUAUCUUUGUACUUUGAUCAAUAAGUUUAAGUUAUGGAUAAUAUUAAAUUUUCAAAUUAUAUAGAACUCAGUUUAAUUGAAGUUGAUCAGGAAUUUUAUAAUAUUACUUUGAAUAUUGUUUAAGAAGCUUAACAAUUUUGUUCAUUUGUAGAAUAUACAGUAGAGAUUGUCUUUUAUACAACUUUGUCAUCUCCUCCUAUCCUUGAAGUUAUAUUAAAUGAAUAAUUGUAUAAUUAAAAUGAAGCUCCUUUAAUUAAUCAAAGAGAUAGUGUAAGAUUGAAUCUACCAAAGUAUGUUGAUGAUUAAAAAUAAUAAUCUGCUUUAAUAUUAAAAAAUAUGGGAACAUAUAUCAUGAAUUCUAUGGGUGCAGCAAGCAUUUUAGUGCUACUUCUUGGUAAUUCCUUUAUUUUAAAGGGUGUUAUUGAAGUACUGCAAUAAUAAUCAUAUCUGAGAUUCAUAAAUGUAGUCUUUCCACUUAAUUUAUACAUUUAUUUUGAGUCAAGCAGUUUGGUAACAGUUUAACCUUUAUUAGAAUUUUUCAAUUUUAAUACAUUUACAUCUGAAAUAGUUAAUAUGCCUUAUAUUGAAUCAUAUGAAAAAUUGAAAUUUUAUGAAAUUAAUGCUGAUCUUAUUUAUAAUCUUUAAUCUUAAAUAUUUUUAAGUUUAACACUUUUAUCCACGUAUUUAACCUGCUUCUUUUUGGUUGAAAUUUUCAAAGCCUUAGAUGAUAGUUAUUUUUUUUGUUUUGGAUCAAACAUAGCUAAUAUUUUUAUCAAGAUUUAAAAUAGCUGUCUUUCAAUUAAAACAGAAAUUGAAAAUUAAGGUUUAAAAGAAUUUUUGAUAUCUAAUUGUUGGGAUUUGCUGUUUAUAUCAUUUUUACAAAUUCGCUCUUAAUCAAUUACUUCUACGAGAGCCCUAGUCUCAGUAGUAAUAGCUUAUUUAAUCUUAUAUGUUUGUGCAAUUAUAAUAUCAUCUCAUUUUUUUAAAGAGAAUAAAGCAACAUCAGUCUACAAAUAUUGGUUAAAAAAAUUUAAUUUAUUUUUAAUCUUAAAGAAACUAUUAUUCGUUGCAAUUUUAGUUUUAUUUCAACGCAGUCAACAAAUCCAAUCAAUUCUACUCACACUAGUCUGUUCCUUAUAUUUAAUUUACAUAAUCUUAAUUAGAUCAUAAAGAGAUAUAUUAUAACGUAUUAAUCUAUUAAUGAUGGAGACUAGCAUUUUUAUUUUUUGUUUAACAGUAGCAUUGUAUUGGAAAGAAAUGGAAAACAAUUUCGAUUAUGAAAAUUAAGUCCUUUUAGGUUGGUUCCACAUAGCAAUGUUGUUAUGUGUUUUAAUAACAAACUUAGGGCUUUAAUUAGUUGCAGUUUUAGUUAAAAUGAAAAAAGUUAUAUUCAAAAAAUUGUAAAAUUCAUAAAUCCAAAGUGACCAUUUAAGAUCAGAUCCUUAUCCCUUAUAAAAUGUGAUGCAAUUCAAAAUAUGA
Paramecium sonneborni is the source of this 1686-nucleotide messenger RNA. The record is from the annotation of a GenBank genome assembly. Lineage: Eukaryota; Ciliophora; Oligohymenophorea; Peniculida; Parameciidae.